UGUGAGUUGUACCCAGCAUGCAUGCAUGCAUGCAGUUCGGCGGGGUAAUUAAAUAAUGUACAACUAUUAGUUUGCAAAUUGUUAAGAAGCGUUUGUUGUGGGUUAUUGUUGUAAAAUGUUAUGACUCAAUCUCAACACACGACACAGAAGCUCCGACCGCUCCACACUUUGAGACGUGGUGUAAAGAUAAAUUGUGCUGCCUACCGAAUAGCAAUAUCAGUUGUCACGGCUGUAUGAUGGUGUGUAAAAAAUUCAUACCGUAAUUUGAAUAUAACGGUGUAGCGCUACCACUUCCACUCCUUUCAGUACUUGAAGUUAUCAUCAGUCGAAACGUUCCGGUUAGUUCACUUUUUAUACUUGUCACAUCUUCUCACAUUUAACACUCGUGUCCUCAUCACCUCUUCAACUGAAACUAAUAAUUCACCAUCCACACAGUAAAGUAGUAUAAUUAAAUUUCACUUCAACUCCUUUUUAGCGCUUAAUUUCCUCAACUCUUUACUGUCAUUCAAAGACGAUUUUUUAAACUAUAACUAUAUAAAGCAUGAAAGUGUCUUAGCCGCUAGAAUGCUUCAGUUUCAUUCACGUAGUUCCUUAGUUUUCCCAGUUUCUUUCUACUGCCACAGAUAAAACAAGCGGCUGUAUAGUCAGAAAACAUUCCUGUCCACUCAGCAGAGAAUAAGAUUGAUUUUGGCUCUGAGGUCAUUGGGUUCUGAGAUGGAAACACGCUGAGGUUCAGGGAGGAGAGCUAUAAAUGCCAUGGUCCUGUAGUCUAGGCAACCAAUGGUAGCCACUGAUCAGGCCACCACUGAAUGAACUGGACUGAAACUGAGCCAACUGGCCCAGUGGGUACGGUAGGUAGGAGAAUGGUAGAACUGGACUGGUCACUGGAGUCUAUGUUAUAGGUCUGGGUUCUUGGUCUAGAUGUGGGUCUAGUUUCUUGGUGCAGAAAUAGGUUCUGGGACUUAAUGUUAAUGUGUCCCAUAGAAUCAACGUGCCCCUUCCUCCUGCUGGUGUUGAAGGAGCAGCUGCAGGAGCUCCAAACUGCCCUCCUGGCCUCCAUCCUAGACAUGGAUGAGUACAAGAAGGCCUCCUCAUCCGGAGGGCCGACUUCCCCUCUGGAGUGGACCGACGGGCUGCUGCUCCUCCACAGCUGUCCUCCUCCUCUGGACCAGCACCUCCUCGGACUGCUGGGACACUCAGCUAUGACAAACAACCAUAAGAAUAAGAAGACAAUCCUGGGCUCUUCUGGUCUGCAGCAGCUUCCAACUAGGUUGAUCCAGUAUCCGGCGGCGCCCUCUAAAGGCCGCAUCACGGUGACCAAAGAGGACCUGGCCUGUCUGAGCGGGGGGGAGUUCCUCAACGACGUCAUCAUUGACUUCUACCUCAAGUUCCUGCUGCUGGAGGGAGUUGGCGGCGCGGUGGCCGAGCGAAGUCACGUCUUCAGCAGCUUCUUCUACAAGCAACUGAGCAGGCGUCGAGUCGCCGGAGAGGACAACACCCCCUCCGUCCCCGAUCUUCACAUGAGGCACCAAAGGGUGAAGACCUGGACCCGACACGUCGAUAUUUUCACCAAAGACUUCCUAUUUGUGCCUGUCAAUCAAGAAGCCCACUGGUACCUGGCAGUGGUCUGCUUCCCGGGUCUGGAGGACGUUCAGUACCAAGCGUUCCGGUGUGCAACAGGUGGAUCGAAGCUUACAGCAGGUAAAGCGUCGUCUUUGAGUCUGAGACCACAGCAGCCUCCGGAGUGCACUGAGCAGAGCUGGCAGAGGGACAUUGUACUGAGGAGGCCCUGCAUCCUGGUCAUGGAUUCUCUGAAGCUCUCCUGCCACGAGAACGUCUGCCGCCUCCUCAGAGACUACCUCCAGGUGGAGUGGGAGGUCCGGAGGGGGACGCCCCCCCGCCGCUUCACCUCGGACAGCAUGAGGAGCUCCAGCUGCAGAGUCCCUCAGCAGGACAACAGCAGCGACUGUGGAGUCUAUCUGCUACAGUACGCCGAGAGCUUCCUGCAGAACCCUGUGGUGCACUUUGACCUCCCACUGAAGUUGGACCGCUGGUUUCCACGGCAACAGGUGCGGCAGAAGCGCGAGGAGAUCCGAACCCUGAUCCUGACGAUGCACCGGAGUCAGAUGGGAGAGAAGUGAAUCCCAAAAAAAUAACACAUCAAGCCGUUAAUUCUGUGCAAUAAAUAAUUUAUAUUUUCUAUUUUAUUCAAAUUAUUUUAAUUUGAAGGAUUUCAAAUGUUGCUUUAAAAAUAUUUUUUAGACUAGUUUUUCUUUUGUGUGCAAAUAAAUAGCUUUACACUGAAAAUAAACUGAUAAUUCUGAUUAUGUGACCGCAGUCUUUUUCAGUCUAUUGUGAAACUUUAAACGGGAUUUCAAUUUACCACUGGAAUGGAAUUGAAUCUUUACUUUAUUGCAGUAAACAUUCAAUUCCAUUUAAAGAAUUUCAAUUCGCAAUUUCAAUCUUUUAUUUAUUACUGUGAAAGUGAAUGAAAUGUUAAUACAUCUCUACCUCAUCAAUUAUAUAUUUCUCCUCCUGUUUUCUUAAAUAAACCAUAUUUAUUUA
Gasterosteus aculeatus aculeatus (three-spined stickleback) is the source of this 2565-nucleotide messenger RNA. The record is from RefSeq and is a predicted model, not a curated record. Lineage: Eukaryota; Metazoa; Chordata; Actinopteri; Perciformes; Gasterosteidae.